Molecule: messenger RNA, 3822 nt
Organism: Styela clava
Lineage: Eukaryota; Metazoa; Chordata; Ascidiacea; Stolidobranchia; Styelidae
Product: transcription factor SOX-14-like
Biological process (GO): positive regulation of transcription by RNA polymerase II; neuron differentiation; brain development
Cellular component (GO): nucleus
Molecular function (GO): RNA polymerase II cis-regulatory region sequence-specific DNA binding; DNA-binding transcription activator activity, RNA polymerase II-specific
Source: RefSeq, a predicted model, not a curated record
AAAAAAAUCUCCUGCGCGAAAUAAAACGGAGCAAAUUUGCUGAAGCUUACACUUGUGACGUCAGCACUGUGCUAACUUAUCGAUUCCGAAAAUUAUCGGCUACUUUUAUUAUUUUUACGACGACGACUUUUUCCAAAGUCAAAAAGAAAUUUCUUCACAUUCUUAUUGUUAUUAAAAUUAUCAUUGUCGCGUAACAAUGGAUGAUUAUCAAAUAGAGCAAGAAAAUGACGAAACAAUCGAUGUGACGUCACCAAUUCCAUCUCCAAAACAACCAAUGGAAGGAGGACACGUGAAGCGACCAAUGAAUGCUUUCAUGGUAUGGUCACGUGGACAACGAAGAAAAAUGGCGCAGGAGAAUCCUAAAAUGCACAACUCAGAAAUCUCAAAGAGACUUGGAGCCGCAUGGAAACUUCUGAACGAAGGUGAGAAACGUCCUUUCAUUGACGAAGCCAAAAGACUCCGUGCUCUUCACAUGAAGGAACACCCAGACUACAAAUACAGACCAAGAAGAAAACCAAAAUCAAUGAUCAAAUCCAAGGAACGUUUCUCUUUCCCACUUUUCCCUUCUAGCAUUGGAAGCCCAAACUCUGCUGAGGCCACUUCAGCCGCGAUUGCUAUGGCUGCACAGCAAGCAGCAGUUGCACAAAUGACUUUGGACCCGAUUGCUGCAGAAAAAGCAAGAGCAGCCGCAGCAGCUUUCUUCCCUACGUCAUCUGCUUCGUCAUACUUGAAUGCACUUGAAAUGACGUCAAAUUCACAGUCUUUGGCUAGACUCGCAGCAGCCGUCCGUGAUUCACCACUUUACAGCGCUGCCUGCUCCGGCAUUUAUCCUUCGCCUACUUACGCCAACGCUGUCACAAGCAGCGCGUUCCUGCCAUCAGCCUGCGCAACAGCCGCAGCACGUUCAUCCGGGCCACCAUCCCCAGUGAUGAGUCCAUUCAUGCUUCCGGGGUCAUGCUCUCCUACCUGGUCAACUUCCGCACUUCAGCGUCCCCUCGCCUACAUCUUCGUACCGGGCGCGGCCGGACAGGGAUUCGCAACGAGCCCCCUCAAAUCGGGACUUGACUACUACACACCGAUGCCACUUUCUGCCAUGUAAAUUACAUGAUGUCAUCAACAAUAUGACGAACUGCUCGGCAUCCGCAGUCCGAGGUGGAGAGCAGCAAUGCAUAACGUCAUAAAAUAGUGACGUCGUAACGAGAAGCUUGCGCUAAAUGUGUAAUUACGCUUUACUUACAAAUUGACGAAAAGUCGUUUUAUCAUACGACAUAUCAUUUUUAUUUUACUUUUAUUUUUUGUCAGAAGUUUAUUAUUUUUUAUUUUUAUUUCCAAUUCUUAUUAUAAUUGUAUAACUCACAACGACCCCAUCAAAGGGAGACCAAUCGUACUACUAAUAUGGUGACAGUUUUCAUUUUGGUGUUUUUCCAUCAUUUCAUCACAACCUCAACACUUGUGUACUUGUGUUGCAAAACAAUGAUCUCUGUGAUGUCACAAGGUCAAGCAUGUAUAUGAAGUUUAAAUAACAUUCAAUAACAAUCGUACUUCAAAAAAAUCCAUAAAAAUAGUCAACCAUUUCAAGGAAAUUGGACAGAUAAAUCGCAUUGAGACACAGAAAAUUCAACGUGAAUUUCCAUAUUUAUAGUUUUAGUAACUAUCAUAGAAAUUCAUUACAGUCGACAACAACGAUUUUUUUGUAAAAUACGAAAUAUGACCACAAAAGUUUGAUUAUAAAUUCCCAAUACCCCACACAAACCCUCAAAAGCCCUCAAAGCUCACAAGGGGGAUUCAAUAUGAUUGGAUUCGCGUGCUUAUUGUUUAUUCAGAUCUCUUUAACACCGUACUCAAGUCUAGGCCACUCCUUCACAGAACUUCCGAAACGUUUAUUACUUUCAUAACAUUUUUUUCAGUUUGGCUUUCUUCAUUCAUAUGACGUCAUCAAUAUAAGACGUCAUAAACAUUUUUAAUUAACAGAGCAUUAAUCCCUCAAUAACUUGUAUAAAAUUCAAUUUUAAUUUGUGGCAUCGACAUUGAUUGACUGAGCCUGUGACGUCAUAUUCUACUGACGUCACGCCAAAAAAUAAUAUAACCAACAUUCAUCAUUUUCUUGGUGAAUAAAAAGCCCCGCCACAGUUCCAUGUACGUAGAUUUUUUUACUUUUUAUAAUUUUUCGAUUUUAAUUGAAAUCGUCAAUAAUGUGACUCACGUGCCAAAGAAUAUUUACCAUUUACGACAAAGGCGACGUUCUCGCUGUAAUUGGGUGCUACUAACUGGUGUUUCUGGUGAAUUUUUAGCGAAAUAUUAAUAUUCAGGAGAAAUGUUGGGGCACAUUUUACCCCAACGUAAAAGUUUUCUCUCUGUGUUAAUUAUUUAUUGCUUUAAUCAUUUCCUUCCCGUCAUUAAUUUAUCACGUGGUCAUUUUUAGCCAAUCAGAAAUCAUAUAUGAGUUUAUUUGUUCAUCAAUAGAUUUCGAUUGGUCAAACUAGAUCACGUGAUACAUUUUGGCGGGAAAUAUUGUAAAGCCAUGAAUUGAACAAUCAUGAAAGACGCAGAUUUAAUUAUUGUCGAAAAAACAGUUUCAUUGUUCCAAAAAUUUCGUCAAAAAUUAUUCUUAGAAUAUUUCUUAGACUUAUUCCAAAUUCUUGUUCCAGUUUUUUUUUACCGUUUUGGAAAAAGCAAAAAUUUCGGUAAAAAUUUUGUUUUUCUAAAAUCGAGACGACGUUUUUAUAUUGAAAAUUGCAACUAAAAACAAUUGAGUGGUAAUUCUAUUUAUUUUUCCUGGACAGGAUAUCUUACAAGAUUUUCAAGUUUAUUCUAAUAAUUAUUUCCUCAUUAAUGACGUUAAAAUUCGGUAAGAGAAAAUUAUAUUCGAAUUGUCCAGAUUUUUAUAAUAUUGUUGAAACGAUGACGUCGUUGUAUGUCAUUACAAUAGAUUCAAGUCACAAUCUAUUUUUUGUUAAGUUGAUAAAACUUUAAAUAUUUACUUAUUGAAUGAUCUAACGUCUUUCGUCACUCGAGACGUCAUUUUUACAUCAUCAAUAAUUAUUUGUUGGCUACACCAUGCUAGAUGCAAUUUUUCCUCUGUCAUCACUAAAGGGCACAAAUUGCUGUUUCAGCAUUAUCCCCCUGUCCUAUAAUGGCUGCAUUUGUCGAAUAGAUGAGCUCAAAUUAAAUACAAGUAUAUAGUCCCUAAAUAAAAUAGUAUAUCGUAAUUUUGAAUUACUUUUUCAACACCAGCACGGAAACAAAUUUCAUCCCUUCGAAAUAGAAUGUGUCUAGGAACACAAAUGUGUUUCGAUAUUACAAGAAUAUAUAUUCAUAGGGCGGUCAACAAAGUCCUAAAAUUUCUCAAAAUUGCAAAAGAAAUUUAUCGAUACUAUAUAUUGUUUUGGCUCUCACGGAUGUAUUAAAUGAAGUGAGAAUACUAAAUUACCCAUCAAAAAACAACAAACCUGGUUAAGAUAUAUUGAGAACUGACUUCAUAACGAAAUUGAAACGGUGAAGGGACUUUAUAUGGACCUACAAUAUAAAUAGUAAUGGGUCGUUAUUUUAGAGUGAGAUUAGCAUCUUCAUUUGCUUAUUUACUGAACGUUCACCAUAAAUGACCAAUAUAUGUAUUAUUCUCCUGUAUGUGUCUUCUAUCAAUAAUUAAUCAUUGUUUUAUCCUCGUUCAAGUUUGAAACAUCUAUACCUUAAUCGAUAGUGUAAUUUAUAUUUGUUUCAUACUUAAUCGGGUAUAAUCAAAUGUGACUUGAUUUUCGCAAUUGUUUGUGAAAUUUAAAUAAGAUAAUAAUCGAAAUACAAAAACUUUGAAAUUUUCAAAAA